Molecule: messenger RNA, 2993 nt
Organism: Symphalangus syndactylus (siamang)
Lineage: Eukaryota; Metazoa; Chordata; Mammalia; Primates; Hylobatidae
Gene: EIF4EBP3
Product: eukaryotic translation initiation factor 4E binding protein 3
Biological process (GO): negative regulation of translational initiation
Cellular component (GO): cytoplasm
Molecular function (GO): eukaryotic initiation factor 4E binding
Source: RefSeq, a predicted model, not a curated record
ACUCCAUUAAAAAAAAAAAAAAAAAACCAGGUGUGGUGGCUUACGCCUGUAAUCCUAGCACUUUGGGAGGCCGAGGCAGGCAGAUCACCUGAGGUUGGGAGUUCAAGACCAGCCUGACCAACAUGGAGAAACUCUGUCUCUACUAAAAAUACAAAAUUAGCUGGGUGUGGUGGUACAUGCCUGUAAUCCCAACUAUUCAGGAGGCUGAGGUGGGAGAAUUGCUUAAACCCGGGAAUCGGAGGUUGCGGUGAGCCAAGAUCAUGCCAUUACACUCCAGCCUAGGCGACAAGAGCAAAACUCCAUCUCAAAAAAAAAAAAAAAAAUCCACAAUUAGCUGGGCCUGGUGGCUCAUGCCUGUAAUCGCAACACUUUGGGAGGCCAAGGUGGGAGGAUCACUUGAGCACACAAGUUUGAGACCAGCCUGGGCAACAUAGUGAGACCCCGCCUUUACAAAAAAUUUAAAAAUUAGCCAGGUACAGUGGUAUGCACCUGUGGUCCCAGCUAUUCAGGACACUGAAGUGGGAGGGUCACCUGAGCCCAGGAGGUUGAGGCUGCAGUGAGCCAUGAUUGUACCAAUACACUCCAGCUUGGGUGACAGUGAGACCCUGUGUCAAAAAAAAAAAAAAAAAUCCAAAAUCUCACCCAGACCAAUACUGUAUCAGAAUUCUCAUUUUAACAAUAUCUCCAGAUGAUUUAUAUGCACAUUAAAGUUUGAGAAGCUGGCCAAGUGUGGUGGCUCACACUUACAGUACCAGCACUUUGGGAGGCCGAGGCAGGUAGGUUACCUGAGCUCAGGAGUCCGAGACCAGCCUGGGCAACAUGGUGAAACCUUGUCUCUACAAAAAAUACAAAAGUUAGCCCGGUGUGGUGGUGGGCGCCUGUGGUCCCAGCUACUCAGGAGGCUGAGGUGGGAGGAUGGCCUGAGCCCAGGAGGCAGUUUGCAGUGAGCUGAGAUUACACCACUGCAUUCCAGGCUAAGCGGCAGAGCAAAACCCUAUCUCAGAAAAUAAAUAGUUUGAGAAGCAAUCUUUUUUUAAAUGAGUGAAGAAAUCAGACCUAAGGAGAAAUCUGAUGAAGCCAGAGCUGAGUUAAUAUUGAUAAAUGGAUGCAGUCAGGUGGUCUAUACUUAAUUUUUGGUGAGGGGAAGGGACAGUGGAGGCAGUAUUGAUUUUGAGGAAGCCAAACAGGACAGCCGGAUGAAUUCAAGAUUUCCAGUGUACAUACAUCUUCACCAAUCCCACCACCUCGCUCCAGCCUGUCAUAUCACUGUGUCUACAUAAAAAAAAAAAAAACAUCUCCAAGGCCAAACUCUCUGACCUUUCUUUCCUGCUAAAGACCAAGCCCUCCUCACUAGCCCCCUGCCCUUCCUUAGUUAACUGGCAAACAGAUCAAAGGGCAGGCCUUCUGACUGGUGAUGCCUCAGCUGUAGCCCCCAAGCUUGACUCAUCCUUUUAUUAGUCCAGGUACCACUUCUUCAGAAAGGUGACCAGCCCUCCCUCACCUUCCCCUUCCUGCUGUGCUCCAGGCCAUCAAGGCAUGUUUCACCCCGUACUGUUUUUGUUUGAGACAGGGUCUCUCUGUGUCACCCAGGCUGGAGUGCACUCGUGCAAUCUCCACUCACUGCAACCUCCACCUCCUGGGUUCAACCUAUCCUUCCACCUCAGCUUCCCGAGUAGCUGGGUCUACAGGCGCAUGCUGCCACUCCCGGCUAAUUUUUGUAUUUUUAGUAGAGACUAGGUUUCAUCAUGUUGCCCAGGCUGGUCUCAGGCUUCUGGGCUCAAGCUAUCCACCCGCCUUAGCCUCCCAAAGUGCUGGGAUUACAGGCCGUGAGCCACCGCACCCGGCCUUGUACUGUUACUGUUUAUGGGAGGCAGUACACAGCUGGGCUUAAGGGCACAGUCCUGGAAUCAGAUGCAGUCAGAUUUGAAUCCCAGCUUCCCUUCCUGCAAGAUGUGUGACUUAAGCUAAUCAUAGUGCUUUACUAUCCAAAAGUUGGCGAGGAAUGGGUGAACUAAUAAAGGAUAAAAACGCUUGCCCUAAUUCACCUGCCCCCCAGCUCCCAGCUAUAAACAGUAAAUAGCUGAGCUGCUGCAGCACUCAGGCAGGUUGGCCAGCGCUGGGCCAGCAGGAACUGGAAGCCGGUGCGGGGCCUGGGACUUUGGACGCAUUUCCAGCUUUCUCUGAACCGGGCUGGCUUCCUAGCAGAUAGGGCGGGACCGUCGGGUUGAGUGACGGCCGGUGGCCCGCCCUGGGCGUGACGUUGUUCUAGUGUUGUUGCCAGCAGCUGCACGUGGUCGGCUGAGUCCGCCUCAGACUCAGAGCUGCGCUCCUCGACCUCAACGCCAGGCGGUUACUUUGCUGCUCCUCCCGCUCGCUAUGUCAACGUCCACUAGCUGCCCGAUUCCCGGGGGCCGGGACCAGCUGCCCGACUGCUACAGCACCACGCCGGGGGGCACGCUAUACGCCACUACCCCGGGAGGCACCAGGAUCAUCUACGACCGAAAGUUCCUGCUGGAGUGCAAGAACUCACCCAUUGCCCGGACACCCCCCUGCUGCCUCCCUCAGAUUCCCGGGGUCACAACUCCUCCAACAGCCCCUCUCUCCAAGCUGGAGGAGCUGAAGGAGCAGGAAACAGAGGAAGAGAUACCCGAUGAUGCACAAUUUGAAAUGGACAUCUAAUCCAGUGCAGAUGACCCAGCAUGUGGAGUUACAGAGGGAUCCCUCAUGCCACUGCUGCCACCACCUCUUCCUGGGGCAUCCAAAGGCCAGCUGGCCUCAUUUAAUCUGGAAGGGAGUGACUUGUUAGUUCCAAGCCUCCUUUAGUUCUGAGGCAGCUAGACCAGGGAUAGGACUGGGCAACUUGCCAAGCCCUUAACUCUACUUCCUCUUCGGUCUGUGGUACUCCUCCUAACCCUAAACCCUCUAUGCUCAGGGGCUGGAACUGGGGAAUGGAGUAAGUCACCUUCUGGCUGCUUAGUAAACAUUCAAAGAAA